This is a messenger RNA of Gorilla gorilla gorilla (western lowland gorilla), 465 nucleotides long. It is a transcript of the gene C9H11orf71, whose product is annotated as chromosome 9 C11orf71 homolog. The transcript has a single exon. The record is from RefSeq and is a predicted model, not a curated record. Bases 1 to 390 code for a protein of 129 amino acids. NCBI's taxonomy places the organism in Eukaryota, Metazoa, Chordata, Mammalia, Primates, Hominidae.
AUGGCCCUGAACAAUGUGUCCCUGUCCUCCGGUGAUCAGAGGAGCAGGGUGGCCUACCGCUCUUCCCACGGCGACCUCAGACCGCGGGCGUCAGCUUUGGCGAUGGUCUCCGGAGACGGCUUCCUCGUUUCCAGGCCUGAAGCGAUUCAUCCAGGACCUCGGCAGGCGGUGCGACCAAGCGUUCGGGCCGAGAGCCGUCGAGUGAAUGGUGGCGGCCGGAGCCCAACACGCUUUAUAAAUGGGAGGGAACCAGAUGGCCGGGGCCGGAGCCGCCAAGCCAGAUUCUCACCUUACCCAAUCCCUGCCGUUGAACCCGAUCUCCUAAGAAGUGUGCUGCAACAGCGUUUGAUUGCAUUAGGAGGUGUUAUCGCAGCUCGAAUUUCAGUUUAAACGAACACCUUUCCUCUGGCCCUCACUUAGCUUGUGAAUAGGCCUUUUUAAAAUCCUUUCUUGGUGUAGCAGCAA